Mesocricetus auratus (golden hamster) is the source of this 592-nucleotide messenger RNA. RefSeq names its product protein FAM104A-like. Lineage: Eukaryota; Metazoa; Chordata; Mammalia; Rodentia; Cricetidae. The record is from RefSeq and is a predicted model, not a curated record.
UGCUUCCGCCCCACGAAAAAGGAGAAGAAAUGAUGAUGAUAGCCACCUCCCACCCCAGACCAAAAGGAGAAGUAGGAAUCCCAUCUUUCAGGACUCCUGGGACACACAGUCUUCAAGCAGUGACAGUGGUGGGAGUAGCAGCAGCAGCAGCAGCAACAGCAGCAGCAACAUCCCAGACAGGGCCAGUGGACCAGAGAGAAGCUUGAGCCAGCUCAUCCCGGGAUCCUGCCCCAGCACCCAGCCAGUGCCCAAGCAGUCUGCACUGUGAAAAAGCCCUUAUUUCAAUAUCAAUCAGACCCUGAAGGAAGCCCACUUUCACAGCCUACAGCACCGAGGUCGGCCUCUGACGUGAUGCUCCAGCAGUUUCUCGCCUUCUGUGAAGGGGCAGCACUGUACAGAUUGGGUAUUUCAACUGAAUGAUUUGUUUGUUAAAAGUUACACACAGAAAAGAUAUGCCUGUUGGCUUUCAGUCUAUAUUUGAGUAUUGGGUCAGCAGGCAGAUGUUUACCUGGGGUUUUGCUGCACUAUCAUGAUUUUAGAGGGGUUUGGGAGCAAUAUUUUAUAGGAUUCUUUUCAGAGAGAGAGCAUCAGG